This is a messenger RNA of Lachnellula hyalina, 1914 nucleotides long. It is a transcript of the gene cla4, whose product is annotated as Lysine--tRNA ligase. The record is from RefSeq and is a predicted model, not a curated record. Gene Ontology annotation, biological process: lysyl-tRNA aminoacylation. Gene Ontology annotation, molecular function: lysine-tRNA ligase activity; tRNA binding; ATP binding. NCBI's taxonomy places the organism in Eukaryota, Fungi, Ascomycota, Leotiomycetes, Helotiales, Lachnaceae. The transcript has 2 exons. Gene Ontology annotation, cellular component: cytoplasm; cytosol. The coding region runs from base 1 to 1914 and encodes 637 amino acids.
AUGGCGGACGAAGUAACUGCACCUGCACCUGCAACUGCAUCUGCUGCUCCCACCGAGGCCCUGGCAAACCUCCAUCUGGACGAAGUCACCGGCGAAAAGGUCUCCAAGUCUGAAUUGAAGAAGCGCCAGAAGCAACGCCAGAAGGACGAGGCAAAGAAGGAGAAGGAAGCUGCAGCUCCCCCCAAGCCCGCAACCACCAAGAAGAGCAAUGCUGAGGCUGACGAGAAGGAGCUGAAUCCAAAUCAAUAUUUCGAGAUUCGUUCGCGCACAAUUAACAAGCUCCGCCAGACCAAGAACCCAAACCCAUACCCUCACAAGUUCCAUACAAACUACGAUGUGAGAAAUUUCGUCGAGCAAUAUGAGUCCCUCAAAUCUGGAGAGCACAAGAAGGAAGUUGAGAUCAGGGUUGGAGGCAGAAUUUACAACAAACGUGCGUCGGGAAACAAGCUCGUCUUCUACGAUAUCAGAACAGAGGGUGUCAAGGUACAGGUAAUGUGCCAGGCUCAAGAGGCCAAGGAGGGCGGAGUUCCAUUUGAGGAGCAACACGAGCAUUUGCGACGAGGAGACAUCAUUGGUAUUGUCGGCUACCCAGGACGAACUGCACCCAAGAAGCAAAUAGCAGAGGGCAAGGAAGGAGAGCUUUCUAUUUUUGCUACUGAGAUUGUUCUCCUCACACCAUGUCUGCACCAACUCCCGGACGAGUACUAUGGAUUUAAGGAUCAAGAGCAAAGACAUCGCAAGAGAUAUCUGGAUUUGAUCAUGAAUGAGCCAACACGGAACGUCUUCCUCACUCGCUCCAAAAUGGUCACCUAUAUUCGCAAGUACUUUGACGAGCAAGACUUCGUAGAAGUCGAAACACCAAUGAUGAACCCCAUCGCAGGAGGCGCAACAGCCAAGCCCUUUGUUACCCACCACAACGACCUCAACAUGGACAUGUUCAUGCGUGUGGCUCCAGAACUUUACCUCAAGAUGCUUGUUGUUGGUGGUCUAAACCGAGUCUACGAAAUGGGUCGCCAGUUCCGCAACGAAGGCAUCGACCUAACCCACAACCCAGAAUUCACAACCUGCGAAUUCUACAUGGCCUACGCCGACGUCUACGACAUCAUGGACAUGACCGAGGAACUGGUCUCCGGCCUCGUAAAGCACGUUACGGGCGGCUCAACCACCAAAUUCCACACCCAGCACGGCGAAGAAUAUGAAGUCAACUGGGCAGCACCCUGGCGACGCGUAGAGAUGAUCCCUGCGCUCGAAGAAGCAACCGGCGAGAAAUUCCCACCGGGUGAUCAGUUGCACACGCAGGAAACAAAUGAGUUCUUCAAGCGCGUGCUCAAGAAGAUGAAAGUCGACUGCUCGCCCCCUCUCACCAACGCCCGCAUGCUGGAUAAACUGGUCGGCGAAUUCAUCGAGGAAACUUGCGUGAACCCAACCUUUAUCACCGGCCACCCGCAGAUGAUGUCCCCGCUCGCAAAGUACCACCGCGAUCUCCCCGGUCUCUGCGAGCGCUUCGAGGCCUUUGUGUGUAAGAAAGAAAUCGUGAACGCGUACACCGAACUGAACGACCCCUUUGAUCAGAGAUUGAGGUUCGAGGAGCAGGCUAACCAGAAGGAGCAGGGUGAUGAUGAGGCGCAGAUGAUUGAUGAGAACUUCUGCCAGAGUUUGGAGUUCGGCUUACCGCCUACGGGUGGCUGGGGAAUGGGCAUCGAUCGCUUGGUCAUGUUCUUGACGGAUAAUUACAGCAUCAAGGAGGUCCUGGCAUUCCCGUUUAUGAAGGAGGAUACGAGUAAGAAGCCGGAGAAGUUGGCCGCUGAGGAGGUGGGCAUUGAGGCUAAGGCUGAAGAGGGUAUUCGUAAGUCCCCUCUUUCUUCUUCGAACUCAGUUUGUGACUUUACUAACCUGUUCAUGUGUAGCACAUAA